AUGGCGGCCGCUUCUACGUCGUCUCAACUCUCGUCCUCGCUCAGCGGGCAGGGCUUUCACUUCACCCAUACAGCAAAUAUCACACUGCGCGACGCGGCGGAAACUGCGAACUGCACUCUACACGUCCUGCACGUCCUCCCUCCGGACGUGUACGCGGACCAGUAUGAACUCGUUCAGCGCCCCGGAUUCUCGUCUUCCUUACGGGGAACGUCUGAUCUGGAGCUGCCUGUAGGAGCCGUAGACUCGGAGGGCUCUGUCUUGCUGCUUGACGUCGAGUUGCCGGAGAGGAGGGAAGACGGGCUGGAGCUUGUUGUCGAUGUCCCUAUGCAUGCUAGGUACGGUAGCCCUACCUUCGGAGACGAACCCGGAUACUAUAUGAUCAAACCGGUUCCUCCAUUUGGUUUCUGGGCUUGUCCUUCGUCUAAACAGCCGGUCAUACUGGACGAAAUUGCACCCCAUAUACAGUCUGAGAUGUUCCCGAUGUCCUCACUGUCUAUCAUACCCGAUGCCCGAUCUGUGCCAUCUCCAGAGCUUGUCAUUCCAGUGGGCAACCUAGCAGAACUGGCUGUCGUUGACAUCGGCACCGCAGUCGUAAUGCUCUUCUGCUUCAUAUACCUUGCCAUCGUCUCUGUGAGGACCGCCCGUCGCCUAUACCCAACCCAGGACACGCUCAAAACGGAGUGA
Messenger RNA from Fomitopsis serialis, 684 nucleotides. Its product is annotated as PIG-X. Bases 1 to 684 code for a protein of 227 amino acids. The record is from RefSeq and is a predicted model, not a curated record. Gene Ontology annotation, biological process: GPI anchor biosynthetic process. Lineage: Eukaryota; Fungi; Basidiomycota; Agaricomycetes; Polyporales; Fomitopsidaceae. The transcript has 2 exons. Gene Ontology annotation, cellular component: endoplasmic reticulum membrane.